ACCAUAUUGUUGUUGUUCUUAUUAUUAUUUUAUACUUUUAUGGCUUCCCCUCUGAGAGCGGGCUUCCACCGGCUGGAGGUCCAAAAAACCGCAUGGGAAAUUCCGGACCGAUAUACAACAUUAAAUCCCGUCGGCUCUGGUGCAUAUGGGACAGUAUGACGAUCCUGUAGAUGCCAGUAAAACAAUUAUUCCUACCACUUACUGUAUUCGUUGUGUCUGUGAGUCUAGCUCAGCUAUUGACCAGAAAACGAAGGAGAAGGUGGCCAUUAAAAAGCUGUACAGACCAUUCCAGUCUCUGAUCCAUGCAAAGCGGGCCUACAGAGAACUCCGCCUGUUACGCCACAUCCAACAUGACAAUGUGAUCUGCCUUCUGGAUGUUUUCACUCCUGACUACUCACUGGACAAAUUCCAGACUUUCUACUUGGUAAUGCCAUUUGUGGCUCAGGAUCUAGGGCACAUAAUGAAGAGAAGGAGGCUCUCUGAAAAAGUCAUCGUCUAUUUGUUCUACCAGUUACUGAGAGGGCUAAAGUACAUUCAUUCUGCUGGGAUCAUACACCGGGACCUGAAGCCCAGCAACCUUGCUGUUAAUGAAAACUGCGAGUUAAAGAUAUUGGACUUUGGCUUGGCGAGACACGCAGAGAUGGAGAUGACCGGCUAUGUUGUGACACGGUGGUACAGAGCCCCUGAAGUCAUCUUCAACUGGAUGCAUUAUACUCAGACAGUGGACAUAUGGUCUGCUGGUUGCAUCCUGGCUGAGAUGAUCACCGGCGAGGUGCUUUUCCCAGGAAAUGACAGUAUGGACCAGCUGAACAUGAUCCUCCAUUUAACGGGAACACCACACUUAUCACUGGUGCAGAAAAUGCAGAGCAAAGAUGCAAAGACUUAUGUGCAGUCUCUCCCCAUCCAGAAAAAGAAAGUAUUCAGAGACGUCUUCCCAUCCAUGGAUCCCAACGCUGUGAAUCUGCUCGAGAAGACUCUGAUGUUGGACCCAGAAGCCAGACUGACUGCUAACGACGGGCUUUCUCACCCCUACCUCUCCGAGUAUCGCGACCCAGAAAACGAACCUGAGUCUCCCCCUUAUGACGACUCAUUUGAGAGCCUGGAGCUGGCUGUUAGCGAGUGGAAGAGUCUUAUACACAUGGAGAUCAUGACCUUUGACCCUGACAAUCCUAGACAGACUGCAAUAUAAACUCAUCAGACCUGGGAAUAUGUUGCAAUAACAAGUUACUACUGAUUAAGCUAGCUGUUAUCCAGCACACCAGCAGUGAGGGAAAUAGAGUGUAUUUAAGCAGCUAUCAUGAAGGUGAUAGUUAUAUUUUUCUGCUUCCAUCUCGUACACUGUUAUAAUGUGAUACAUGAAUACCUCUUUUUAUGCUGUUGUUUUGCAAUGUUUGUAGUUACAUUAAAAAAUAAUAAUAAACCACUGCAUUUUCAUUGAAAGGAAAACAUUAUUAGAAUGAAAUUGUAAUAACAUUGUACACAGGACAAGAACCCAUUAGAUAUUUAUGUCUUUGUGACAUAAGAAGCUGUGAAUAUUCAGUCAUACAGGUCAUCAAAUACGUGAUGAAACUAUUCAUUUUAUUAGUCCAGGUGUCUUCAACACUUCGCUCGCUUCUGAGUAGCUCGCCUAAAGGUUCUUAGAAUAUGUACAAAUUAAUAAAAUCAGAUGAACUAAAAACUAAACCUGUUUUAAUUUUAUCCCAAUAAAAUUCACAGACGUCUCGCCCCUUUCCGGUGUACCGAAUCUGACUCCCCGGAUAAAUCAUGUCCUCUGCAUGAGCACAUUUAUCACACAGUUUAAUACAACUAUUCAUCAAUCGAUUUUACACACAGCUAGCACCAAGACUGUACAAGGAAGUGUAUAUAAGCUUAAAUCUGUAAGCACAAAUUGAAGUAGUUUGGAUAAAGGAUAAAGAAAACACAGGGCAGAUCAUUUCAACUUGAAAGCUGCUGAGGAUUCGAUAGUGUUCAGAAUAACGCUACUCAGCAGCCAGAGAAGAAAAACGUUGUAGACAUUUCUUCUUAGUGCAGCUGUGGGGUUUCGUACAAAAGUACUGUUC
This is a messenger RNA of Hemibagrus wyckioides, 2060 nucleotides long. RefSeq names its product STKc_p38 domain-containing protein. Lineage: Eukaryota; Metazoa; Chordata; Actinopteri; Siluriformes; Bagridae. Gene Ontology annotation, cellular component: cytoplasm; nucleus. Gene Ontology annotation, biological process: intracellular signal transduction; protein phosphorylation. The coding region runs from base 146 to 1189 and encodes 347 amino acids. The record is from RefSeq and is a predicted model, not a curated record. The transcript has 12 exons. Gene Ontology annotation, molecular function: MAP kinase activity; ATP binding.